AUGCCGUCUGGGCCGGACUCCUUGCGAGGGUCUUAUGUCUUACUCACGUCGGCCACGGAGAACGAGAGCCCACAGUCCUCGGGAGCGGGCCCCGUCGGUGGCAGUGCUGGCCCCAGCAGACCUGCCCUAGAGGCCGAGCUCAGGGAGGUGUUGGGGAAGAGGAUCAUGAUUCUAGAUGGAGGGAUGGGCACCAUGAUCCAGGAGAGGCGAUUGGAGGAGGAGCACUUCAGGGGGGAGGAGUUUAAAAACCACACCCACAGCCUGAAGGGCAACAACGACCUGCUGAGCAUCACCCAGAGUGACGUAAUCUACAACAUUCACAAGGAAUACUUGCUUGCCGGGGCAGACAUCAUUGAGACCAACACCUUCAGCAGCACCUGCAUCGCCCAAGCUGACUACGGACUGGAACAUUUGGCCUAUCGAAUGAACAAGGUGUCAGCAGAGAUAGCCAGGAAAGCAGCAGAUGAUGUCACCAACCAGACAGGUUGUAAAAGAUACGUGGCGGGCGCUAUGGGCCCCACCAAUAAAACCCUGUCAGUGUCCCCCUCCGUGGAAAGACCUGACUUCAGGAACGUCACCUUUGAUGAGCUGGCUGACGCCUACACUGAGCAGGUCCGGGGCCUGUUGGAUGGAGGAGCGGAUAUUAUCAUGGUGGAGACCAUCUUUGACACGGCCAACGCCAAGGCAGCACUGUUUGCGAUCGACAAACUGUUUGAAGAGAGCUACGAACCAAGACCUAUAUUUAUAUCAGGCACCAUAGUGGACAGGAGUGGGCGUACUCUCUCAGGACAGACAGGAGAGGCCUUCGUCAUCAGUGUGUCCCAUGCCAAACCUCUCUGUAUCGGUCUUAACUGUGCCUUGGGAGCCACUGAGAUGAGGCCUUUCAUUCAAGCUAUUGGGAAAUGCACCACUGCUCACGUCUUGUGCUACCCCAAUGCAGGUCUCCCCAAUACCUUUGGGGGAUACGAUGAGACCCCAGAGUUGACAGCCUCACAUUUAAAGGAGUUUGCUACAGAUGGUCUGGUGAAUCUGGUUGGUGGAUGCUGUGGAACGACUCCUGCACACAUCAGGGCCAUUGCUGAGAAAGUGAAGCACUGCCAGCCCAGAGUGCCCCCUGACGUCUUUCAGGACUACAUGCUACUCGCAGGUCUGGAGCCGUUCAGGAUCGGGCCGUACACUAAUUUCGUGAACAUCGGCGAGCGUUGCAACGUGGCUGGAUCGAGGAAGUUUGCCAAGCUGAUCAUGUCGGGAAACUACGAGGAGGCGUUGAGCAUAGCCAAGACCCAGGUGGAGAUGGGAGCCCAGGUCUUGGACAUCAACAUGGACGAGGGGAUGCUGGAGGGUCCUGCCGCCAUGGCCCGGUUCUGCUGUCUCAUAGCUUCAGAACCUGACAUCGCCAGGGUGCCUCUGUGUAUAGACUCGUCUAACUUCGAGGUGAUCAAGGCGGGGCUGAAGUGUUGCCAGGGGAAGUGCAUCGUCAACAGCAUCAGUCUGAAGGAAGGAGUGGAGGAGUUUCUCCAGAGAGCUACGACUGUCAGACGCUACGGGGCUGCUGUGGUUGUAAUGGCUUUCGACGAGGAGGGUCAGGCCACUGAGACGGAGCGUAAGGUCGAGAUCUGCAGCAGAGCCUAUCACCUCCUGGUAACUCAAGUGGGCUUUGACCCUAAUGACAUCAUCUUUGACCCCAACAUCCUGACCAUAGGCACGGGCAUGGAGGAACACAGCGAGUAUGCCAUCAACUUCAUCAGAGCCACCAGGCUCAUCAAGGAGUUGUUGCCUGGGGCCAGGAUCAGUGGCGGCCGUCCAACCUGCCUCUCCUUCAGAGGCAUGGAGGUCAUCAGAGAGGCCAUGCAUGGAGCCUUCCUCUACCACGCCAUCAAGGAUGGAAUGGACAUGGGCAUAGUGAACGCUGGCACGCCUGUCUAUGACGAUAUUGACAAGGAGCUCCUGCUAAUGUGUGAGAACCUCAUCUGGAACAAAGACCCGGAGGCCACAGAGAAACUACUGCUGUAUGCACAGAGCUGUGCCAAAGGAGGGAAGAAGGUGGUCCAGACGGAUGAGUGGAGAGGGGGAACAGUGGAGGAGAGGCUGGAGUAUGGGCUCAUCAAGGGUAUAGAUAAGUAUGUGGUAGAGGACACAGAGGAGGGGGCCCAGGCUGAGCGCUACCCGAGGCCCCUACACGUCAUCGAGGGCCUGAUGAACGGCAUGAAGGUGGUGGGGGACCUGUUUGGAGCUGGGAAGAUGUUCCUACCUCAGGUGAUAAAGUCAGCACGUGUGAUGAAGAAGGCUGUAGCCCAUCUGAUCCCCUACAUGGAGAAGGAGAGAGAGGCCAUGCAGCUGGCAUCAGGAUCAUCAGAGGAGAUGGACCCCUACCAGGGAACCAUAGUGCUGGCCACAGUGAAGGGAGACGUCCACGACAUCGGAAAGAACAUUGUAGGAGUGGUGCUGGGCUGCAACAACUUCAGAGUGAUAGAUCUGGGGGUCAUGAUUCCAUGUGACAAGAUACUGAGGGAAGCCAUCAAAUGCAAAGCAGACAUCAUCGGUCUGUCUGGCCUCAUCACGCCCUCGCUGGAUGAGAUGAUCUACGUUGCCAAGGAGAUGGAGCGGCUUGGGAUGAAGACCCCGCUGCUGAUCGGAGGGGCAACCACCUCCAAGACCCACACGGCCGUGAAGAUCGCUCCCCGCUACAGCUGUCCUGUGGUGCACGUUCUGGAUGCCUCUAGGAGUGUGGUGGUGUGCUCUCAGCUGCUAGAUGAGAAUGUGAAGGAGGAGUUCUUUGAGGAGACGACAGAGGAGUACGAAGACGUCAGACAGGACCACUACGACUCUCUGAAGGAGAGACGCUUCCUGUCUCUAGCCCAGGCCAGGGAGAAAGGACUACAUGUGGACUGGCUUUCUCAGGCCAAACCAGGUGUGUCCUCAGUCCUGGGUACCCGUGUGUUUGAGGGGUAUGACCUGCGGAAGCUGGUGGACUACAUCGACUGGAAGCCUUUCUUUGAUGUGUGGCAGCUCAGAGGGAAGUACCCUAACAGAGGCUACCCCAAGAUCUUCAAGGACAAAACCGUGGGUGACGAGGCUCGGAGGGUGUUUGACGACGCUCAGCGGCUCCUCAACAGACUGAUCGAUAAUAAGGGUCUCUGGGGGCGUGGCCUGGUGGGCUUCUGGCCCGCCCAGAGUGUAGGAGACGACAUCCAGGUGUAUGAACAUGACGUCACACCUCGCUCCGCCACGCCCCUCGCCACCUUCUACGGACUACGCCAACAGGCAGAGAAGGACAGUGCCAGCUCAGACCCUUACUACUGCCUGUCUGACUUUCGUGGCCCCGAAAGGCAGGCUGCGCGUCGGAUACGUGGGGAUUUUUAUGAGUUGGAGCAGAGGAGCUGA
Coregonus clupeaformis (lake whitefish) is the source of this 3384-nucleotide messenger RNA. Its product is annotated as methionine synthase. Gene Ontology annotation, biological process: pteridine-containing compound metabolic process. Lineage: Eukaryota; Metazoa; Chordata; Actinopteri; Salmoniformes; Salmonidae. Gene Ontology annotation, molecular function: zinc ion binding; methionine synthase activity; cobalamin binding. The record is from RefSeq and is a predicted model, not a curated record.